Notolabrus celidotus (New Zealand spotty) is the source of this 815-nucleotide messenger RNA. It is a transcript of the gene mrpl55, whose product is annotated as mitochondrial ribosomal protein L55. The transcript has 3 exons. Lineage: Eukaryota; Metazoa; Chordata; Actinopteri; Labriformes; Labridae. The coding region runs from base 97 to 501 and encodes 134 amino acids. The record is from RefSeq and is a predicted model, not a curated record. Gene Ontology annotation, molecular function: structural constituent of ribosome. Gene Ontology annotation, cellular component: mitochondrial large ribosomal subunit. Gene Ontology annotation, biological process: translation.
CUUGUGGAGUGGUUUGACCCUGUGAAGGAGUGCUUCCUGUCAGCUUUGGCUGGACGUACAGACAGAAGGUUGGAUUUACUGUGUAUCUUCGCCAACAUGCUUCCAAAGCUCUGCACUGUACGGAGUCUAUUAUGGACUGGUUGCCCGUCGGUGUUAAAACUCUGUGGACACACCCCAGCGCUCAGCCAGGUGUCUCUAUUCCACAGUCAAACUCCUCAGCUUAACUCCAACAGGACAUCAGUGGUGGCCUGUGGUAGGCAGAAAUAUGAGAGACUGUACCCUGUGAUGCUGGUCCAGCCUGAUGGAUCCACUGUCAACAUCAGAUACAAAGAACCAAGACGCAUCCUCAUGAUGCCAGUCAACCUGUCAACUCUGUCUGAAGAUGAACGUCGAGCUCGCCAGAAAAAGAGAGAAGUGAAGAAAAAAGUAAAACAGACAGCUGUCCACUAUGACGAUGACUUCAAAGCUGACAGAUACACACAGUUUUGGAAGAAGAAAUAAUGUUUUUAUAUGUGACACAAACCAUGUAAGUUCCAGCAACCAUUAAAUCAUUGUCACUGUAAACUUCCUCUUGUCCUUUAAAGGUAUGUUUAAAUUAAAUAAUUUCUGUUUUUGUUUUACAAAACUUUAAAUGUGGGACAAUUAAAAGCCAGAACAAUGAAACUUUAUUGUCAACUGAACACCAUGAGAGGAAACUCUUCCACAGACUUAAAGCCUCCCUUGUUUUUUAAUUUUCAAUAAUAAACUGAUAUGUUCCUGUUUGAGCGGAAAUCUGUAACAAUGUCAGGUUAAUAAAGAGCCUCAUUGCAAAGGUA